Strongylocentrotus purpuratus (purple sea urchin) is the source of this 1773-nucleotide messenger RNA. It is a transcript of the gene xpnpep3, whose product is annotated as xaa-Pro aminopeptidase 3. The coding region runs from base 42 to 1574 and encodes 510 amino acids. Gene Ontology annotation, molecular function: manganese ion binding; metalloaminopeptidase activity. The transcript has 5 exons. NCBI's taxonomy places the organism in Eukaryota, Metazoa, Echinodermata, Echinoidea, Camarodonta, Strongylocentrotidae. Gene Ontology annotation, cellular component: mitochondrion. The record is from RefSeq and is a predicted model, not a curated record.
UCGAUAGUUUCAGCGAGCGAUUUGUUAUAUAACUUGCAAAGAUGUCGGCUCUUCUGAAGCAUCCUCUACAGCUAGGCCUAUACCACACCCUUGUCACUACGCACCUCCCCAUUCGACAUCUCAGAAUUUCAGCAUCUGCAUGGACAAUAGCUUCAAGGGAGAGCAGUAUUCCUCAGAGGUACAUAGGACAGCCUACCUCAUACACCCACCAGCACCUCCUGAGAGAUGAUGAGAUCACACCAGGUAUUACCGCCCAGGAGUUCAGGGGUCGCAGGCACAACCUCAUGUCGGGCAUCAAGAAAUCAAUGUACAGUGACUGCCCUCACCAUGUCGCCGUGAUCCUUGCUGCUGACACCAAGUACAUGACCGACGAGAUACCAUACCCAUUCCGUCAGAACACAGACUUCUUGUACCUCUGUGGUUUCCAGGAACCUUCAAGUGCUUUAGUCCUGGAGAGCAUUGCAGGGAGUCCACUCCCAGAUCAUAAAGCAACUGUCUUUGUCCCCCAGCGAGAUGCUGAUAGGGAACUCUGGGAUGGCCCGAGAGCGGGCAUCGAUGGAGCACUUAGCUUCAUAGGAGUAGACGAGGCCCAUGUGAUCAGUGACUUGAGUGAGUACUUGGAUCAGUAUGCCAGCAGGGAAAAGCUUGUUGUUUGGUAUGAUGUCUUCAGGAAUGUUAACAGCCACCUGCACAAGGAUGUCGUCAGUAAUCUUGUGACCCCAUGCCGGAACAAAGGCCACGCUGUGAACAUUCUACAGCAACUCAUGCAUUCCAUCCGGGUCAUCAAAUCCCCUGCAGAAAUCCAACUGAUGCGUGAGUCCUGCAGCAUCGCAUCUCAGGCCUUUGUUGAUGUGAUGCGCUUCACAAAACCAAACAUAAACGAAGCCAAUCUGUAUGCAAAAAUGGACUUUGAGGUUAGAUUGAAUGGGGCAGAGUUCCUUGCAUAUCCUCCGGUUGUUGCUGGGGGUAACCGUGCUAAUACAUUGCAUUACGUGAAGAACAAUCAGAUUGUACUCGGUGGAGACAUGGUGCUGAUGGAUGCUGGAUGUGAGUACCAUGGUUACGCAAGCGAUAUCACCAGAACAUGGCCAGUCAGUGGAAGAUACACUGAAGCCCAAGCCAGCCUCUACCAGUCUGUCCUAGAUGUUCAGCAGGAGUGCCUGGACAUGUGUGAAGUAGGAACCACACUAGACCAGAUCUAUCAUCGCAUGCUCAAUGGACUGGGCCAGAAACUCCAGGAUCUUGGCAUUGUGCCAAAGUGGAUGAAUAAUGCGGAGCUGAUUAGGGCAGCCAAGAAAUACUGCCCUCAUCAUGUGGGACACUACUUAGGGAUGGACACGCAUGACACUCCUCAGGUAUCCCGUAGCAACCAGCUGCAGGCAGGCAUUGUCAUUACAGUCGAACCAGGACUGUACCUCCCUGCGAGUGACAAUGACAUACCCCAAGAGUUCCGAGGGAUGGGAAUCCGAAUUGAAGACGACGUGUUGAUCACAGACAGAGCUCCUGAAGUACUCACUGCAGAGUGUCCAAAGGAAAUGUCCCUCAUAGAAAGUAUAAUGGGGGGAAAUUUAUGACGUAGCAGACACUGAAUUGAAACUUACGAGCAAUAAUAAAUUGAAUAUCAUUAUGAGCACCAAUGUAUUUAUGAAUUGUCUUUUCCAUCCUUUACUUUAUUUCAUAUAGUAUUAAGAAAGAACAGAUUAUCCAUUGGUUUGUUUUUAUUAGAUCUAACAUUUUCAUGUUCUGCCCAUCAUCACAAUGACAUCUAUGCAA